AUGAACAUCCACGAUCGCCGCAUGGACAUCACUGCGCUCUGUUGCAGCACCGACAAGAGCUUCCCACUUGAGGACCUUGGCACUGAAGCGUCGUUGUCACCUCAACGCGUCGAUUUUGCACGUAAAAUCGAAAGCCCAACGAACGAGCAGCAGCUUUCAAUGGAUGUAUUUUCGACACCGACUGCUAUGACAAGUGUCUGGAGGGAGAGCGCUUUGCUGUCAAAGAAGCGCUCACGGCGGCUGUCCAAUAGCGAGCGUGGGAAGCUCUACCGCUCGCGUCGGAAGACUUACGUUCAGACCCUUGAGGAACAAGUCGAACAGCUGAAACAAGAGGUGGGUCAACUCCAUUUGUGCGAACGGACGCGACCGCAGCAAGUUAAUGGUUACCCACUUGCACGCCAACCCAUGGGCACAACGUUUGCCAAUAUCGUGAACGAAUACUUUUCGCUCUUCAAGUACGGGGUACCAGUUACCGAGCAAGGUGGGGCCUUGGGCAUGCAUCAGGACCAGCUACUGUUGUCGUUUCGACAGGCACGCUAUCUGAAUGGCCUCAUGCAUUCAGACGUGGUGUUUGGAGACUCGUACGGUGUCCGGGAGCUCUUGGAUCAAUGGAAAAAGUACUCGCGGAACCAUGCAGGACUGCGGUACGAAGUCGAGUCGAUGCAGCUCUUGACGGCAUUUCCAAACCCGGUGGUGCUUGCACCUGCUACACUAUACGUGCGCUUUACACGACGCACUAUUGAGAAGAUCUUUCCUCACGUGCUGUGGAAUGAGGGGCUCGUGCAGCGCCUUAUCGGCACCGAGUUUGCUUACUCAGUGGGUAACACCUUUUACUUUGGUGAUGACAACAAGAUCCACCGGUAUGACACGCACGUGGAUUUUGUAGCUGCUUUCGUUAACGUGCUGGGUAACAUUGAGGACAGCAUGGCUAUGAUGGAGAGCGCACUGAUCCGAAGGGGGUCUAUGAUCGGUGGUGACCUACUUGAUGAGCCGCGCUACGUCGAGGCUGAAACGACACAGGGUGUUGAGACGAUGGGUGGAGAAGUAAGGGGUACGACUCGAUAUCCGUGA
Peronospora matthiolae is the source of this 1071-nucleotide messenger RNA. The record is from the annotation of a GenBank genome assembly. NCBI's taxonomy places the organism in Eukaryota, Oomycota, Peronosporomycetes, Peronosporales, Peronosporaceae.